AAGCAAAAUGGGUUAAUGCCACAGAUGGAAGUUUGGAGGUCGUGCGGCUGUAAUGAGUGGCAUGGGCAUGGGAUUGAGCACAUUGUUCGCCUCUCCGACAGACUCUCCCACUCGGUCAGCAAGUCCUUCCAAAGACGCAAAAAACAUACAGCAACAGGUAUUACACGCCGAAGGUCUAUGUGUAUGGCACUUCAGGUCCCGAAGUGUCAAGAUCACCACUCUACCGCCCACGCCUACACCCACAGCCACACCCGCAACCACGCCGAUAGCCACGCCCAAGGAACCCACACCCAGCAUUACACCCGUACCUACCACGUCUUCAGCCAAUACACUUGACACCCGCACGGUACCCGGUCCUAAAGACUCGGGUGCAGGGCAGGAGCAGACCUUCACCACCUUCAUGCACACCGAACGCAUUGGUAUGAAUGAUGUCCCAAGUGCUGGCGGGGCGGUGGGGUUGGUUAGUGAAGGAAAGGGGGGUACUCGGGAGGCAGCUAGUGGUGCUGGUGUGGACGGGGAGACCGCGAAAGCGAAGGCGUCGGGCCCGGCCAGAAGUGCGUCUACGCCGAAUGAGAACAAUAGUAAAAUCGGGGCCACGGAAUUGGCACUCCUAGCUCAACGGGUCAAAAAAGCAUCGACAAACCCCACACCCACACCCGCCGUCUCUGAGCCCUCCUCGCCCACGGUGCAAAAACUGACUUCCAGAAGUGACAGUGAUUACACGCUCUUGGAUCAGAUUCCCGAGGCUCGGCCCCUGAAGCAAACCAAUAGGGCGACCAAAGAUGGACCGCUGACACCGGAGGGUGUACCGACGGGUGCAAAUGCCCAUUCUAAUCUCGAUAGUACGAAUUUGCAUCUACACACCACAUCCAAUUCUGCGACGUAUUUCAAUUUCAGCUUUGGGCGACAUGGCACGCAGGGUAUGGCCCUGGAGACUGGCGCGCUAUCUACCGCCGGGACUGCUGUAGCAGAGGGGAUGAUGGCGCAGGGCCAACACCAGCAACAACAACAACAGAAUCAACAACAACAACAACAACAACAACAACAUAAUCAUCAACAACAACAACAACAACAUAAUCAUCAUCAACAUAAUCAACAACAACAACAACAUAAUCAUCAUCAACAUAAUCAACAACAACAACAACAGAAUCAACAACAACAACAGAAUGCGCUACAGCCGCACACAAAGACGCAGCAACCUAUGCAGGAACCACACGAUUCAUCACAGCAACCUAUGCAGGAACCACACGAUUCAUCACAGCAAUACUACCAGUCUAAGCACCAACCACUGCCACAACACCAACAACACGAACAAACCCAACAAACCGAACAAAGGCCAAGGGAGGCGGAACUAGUGCAGGAGGCUGAGAUGAGACACGAGCUGUGGCUGGACUAUGAGACGCGCAUGGAGCACUUGAUCAUUGCGCUGACCUCACUGGAGUCACAGAACGACAUGCUGGCAGCCGAGCUGAGCUUAGAAACGUACAUGAAGGACAGGCACGCCAUGCAGGUGGGGCGACUGCGACGGGAUAUCAUGCGCACCAAGGUGAUUGACCACGAAUACAACGCACACAUCGACAACGUGCGCAAGGAAGUGAACGUGCUGCAAGACGCGUACGACAAGCUGUCGCACGAGUUUGCGCUCAGGAAGGCCCAAUUUGAAACGUAUGAAACGCAGAUGAAGGCCCAGAUGAACCAAUACCAUACGGAAAACCAAACAUUGCUUGCCAAUGCUAAUCUCGCCCUGGAGAUGGAGCAAGUGCAGACGCAACGGGCGACCGAAGCCAAAGAAGAGCUGGAGCGAUCGUACGCUGACAAUGUGGUGCUCCUGAGUCGCGCCAAGACGCUUUCCACACGCGAUGUUGCUUACCGAGAAUUAACGGGACAGAUACACAUACUCAAGGAAGAGAUUGAGAGCAAGAACCAACGACUGCGCGAGAUGGUGCAUCUGGAGAAGGAAAUGGCCGAGAAGGAGACAAGCGCUCACAACCAGGAACUACUACUGAACACGUGCAUGGCGGAAACGGAGAGUUACAGACGUAAAUACAAUCAUGCGCAAUCGGCGCUACAGGACCGAACUGCUGUCAAUCAGCAUCUGCGGACUAUGCUAGAUCAGCAAACGCAACUCAACGAAGAUCAAGCCAAACUUCUGAAGGACGUGAGAGCCUCUUCCGAAACACAAAGUGCCAUACUGCAGGAGAAGUAUACGGCCAUCAAGGCUGCCAACUACGCCAUGGAGAGUCGCUUGUUGGAACUCUACAUACACCACGAACAACCAGACGGCCCAGUUCUGUUGAAUCCUGUAGGCUCGGAAAAAAACAGACCCAGGGCAAACACUACCAGCACAACCACCACGCAAGGACAAGGACACUUGGCUGGCAACACUCUCACCCCGCUGAAAAGCGGAUGA
This is a messenger RNA of Sphaeroforma arctica JP610, 2410 nucleotides long. RefSeq lists its product as hypothetical. NCBI's taxonomy places the organism in Eukaryota, Ichthyosporea, Ichthyophonida. Bases 53 to 2410 code for a protein of 785 amino acids. The transcript is spliced from 12 exons. The record is from RefSeq and is a predicted model, not a curated record.